Messenger RNA from Nymphalis io (European peacock), 8131 nucleotides. RefSeq lists its product as uncharacterized. The transcript is spliced from 9 exons. Gene Ontology annotation, biological process: regulation of transcription by RNA polymerase II. The record is from RefSeq and is a predicted model, not a curated record. Gene Ontology annotation, molecular function: DNA-binding transcription factor activity, RNA polymerase II-specific; RNA polymerase II cis-regulatory region sequence-specific DNA binding. Bases 98 to 4141 code for a protein of 1347 amino acids. Lineage: Eukaryota; Metazoa; Arthropoda; Insecta; Lepidoptera; Nymphalidae.
UGUCAAGAAAAUGGAGUUUUGUUACGCAUAAUAAAUUAUGAUAAAUGUUUCAAUAUGAAAUCAAAAAACAUAAUUCUGAAAAACUGUCAGGGUUAGAAUGGAAAGUACAACUCCAUUUCAACCUUGGGCUACUGAUGAUAAUUCGAAAAAUGUUAAAACUGAAAGAGAAUUAGUGGAUGACGCGAAACUUCAUCGGGAAAAUGUCAAUCAUCCAAAACAUAGGCAAACUGCGUCUUACAAUAAAGAAAGUGUCGUCGCUCCUAGUGCCGUUCCUGGCCCAUCGAGUGCCACGGAUACCGGUAAUAGUCCAACCGGUGGUAUGGUCUCCAAGAUGGACUCAAGCAAAAUAGCUUCCAUGCAGCAAAUUGUCGAGAACACUCUCAGUCAAGAAGGCAGACAAAGAGUCUCACAGCUGCUAGAGGCAGUGGAGGCUCUGAGUGGAGCGGAGAGACUAUUGCUUUAUCUCCGGCUACCGACUGGCGUACCUCCACAUGACCCUCUUAAGCAGCCUAUAAACCCUUUGGGAUCCAGAGCUGAAUUGCAGCAAACUGUAACUUGGAUUCAGACCCACUUGGAAGUCGAUCCCGACGUCUCAUUGCCUAAGCAGGAUGUUUAUGAUGAAUAUAUAGCUCAUUGUAUGAGUAGCAAUAUGAAGCCUCUAUCGACUGCUGACUUUGGUAAAGUAAUGAAACAAGUUUACCCAACCGUUCGUCCACGUCGGCUAGGAACUCGUGGUAAUUCAAGAUACUGUUACGCUGGUCUUCGCAAAAAAGUUAAACUCGAAGUACCGCAGUUACCAGACUUGGAUGAAUCUUCUAAGGAGCCGAGUGGAAUUAUGAAAGAAAGUGAAAGAAUAGUUUGUGAUUGGGCUGAAAAUAAAUUCGGCAUGAAAUUUGUAAAUAUCUCUGAGCUGUCCAGACAUCUCGUGUCUAUGAGCGUCACACAGCGUGCUCCGCUCGGGCCGGCCAGCUCAUCACCGCCGCCUUUAGUUGCCGCUCACGGUGGCUCGGAAGAAGUAUCCGGUCCGCAGUUAAUGAAACAACAGUUAAAACGAAAGUUACAAACGCAGGGAACCCCCGGACGACCAAAGAAAAACAAGGGGCAAGAAGCCUCCGGCGAGUCGCCCCCGUCUACCUCGUACGUGAGUCAGCACCAACCGGUGAAACACGAGAGUGAGAUGCUAACCGAGCCGUCCUACGGCUACCAGCCGGCGUACGUGCCCGUGUACGACGUGCGGCCCAGCUUCCCGUACAGCGCGCCCCCCCGCGCGCACCCGCCGCACCCCCCGCACGCGCCGCCCGCGCCGCACCCCGCCAUUUCCGUGCACGAGUACCGCCCCGACCCCUACGUGUUCGAGCCGCCCUACGCGCACCGCGACCUGGCCGUGCCUCCCGACACCGCCCACAACCUCCCGAUCAACCUGAGCAGCGACGCGUCCCUGGACCUGUCGACUGAGCGCACCGAGUGGCAGAGGCGCCGGCCGCCGGACCCGCCGACGGCUCGCCUUCCACUUCCCGGUAAGAAGUUGAUCUUGGAGACGUAUCAGAGCGAAACGCAGGCUAGCUCGCCGCGAUCCUCGCAGACCGACACGCGUUCAGUGAACCAACCCUCUGAAGAAUUUCCGCGAACUGAAUAUUUGCCGAAGAAAAUGAGGGCGGCCGAAAUACUAGGCGGAAAGUUAGCUGCAUCGCGUCAAUCGCUCGUCGGCACCGAUCCGGCGACUUCGUCUACCUCCGUCGCCGUGGAGCCGGUACGUUCUGAAGUUGCUUUUUUAGAGGAUCCAAAAAACUUAACGAGCCGGUCCAAAAGCACCGCCGCGGCGCUGGCCCGGGAGGAACAGGAGGCGGCGAGUCCGACACAGUCGGUGAAGGCUCCGACGCCUAAGUGUGAUCGCAAUAAAUUACGAAAAUUUUGCGGUCGUACGAAAGGACUAUCUCCAGAUAGAGCGGAACAACACGAACGCUCCGCGACGCCUGAUUCCUGUUGUGGUCUAGAUGGAAUAAAUAUAAAAACAGGAAUGAUUUGUGAGGAGAAACACUCAGAGAUUUUAAAUCGGGAACGUGUAAUCAGUAUUUGUAAUAUUGAUAAACAUGAUCUAGAUGACUAUCUUAAUGAAGGGAACAGUCAGGAGCACGAGGAAGAGCUAUUGCAAUAUUUUCACCACCGAGACUCUGAAUAUGACGCGACAGCAGAUUCGAACACCGCUGAAAAUCCAGUUACUUUUUUAGAAACAGGUCAGGACCCACACGACGAGCACAGCCAAGGAAAGAAUGAAAAGAUAUCACAGUUGCGUGAACUACUAGCGAAGAAUUUAAAAAAUCACACACAAGGUGGGUCCACUUCUCAGAACGUUACAAACAACCAGAUAUCCCAGGAGCAUCCCACAGAUAACAAACACGAGCCCCAUGUUACAAAAGCUACUAUUUCAGAAGGAGCAUUUAAACCAGUCGGCAAUAUUAUCGAAAUAGUAAAUGGCACCAGUUUGUCGAAUGAUAAUGACACUGUUGUAAAUAAAAAUUGUGAUACGAUUUCGAAUGAAAAUGGAAUUUCCGUGAAUUGUCCCACAGACAAUAAUCAAAGUCAGCUUAUAAAUUCUACUGGUUCUCAUCUUUACAAUGGCAAUUGCCACAACGAACCUCAAAGUCCAACCACAAGGACUCAGCAAUACGAUUUCGUACCUAUUUCCGACGGAUGUCAUUCACCCGGGAAUUUUAAUUCGAAAUCACCGCUUAGUUUUGGGCACAGGGGGCACCAUCCAUCUAAAACUAAUAAAACAUUAAUAAUGGGUGGAUCUUUGCAAACGUCGCCCAUCUCCCAUAGUACGGCAGCUAGUCCGUUUGUCAGCCCUCGGAAUACACCAGUGCCAAGGUCACGUUACUGCUCUCGGCCGAUACCGAAACAUAACGGAAGAAAAAGACGUAUACCCUUAUCGCUGGGUGUAAAUGACCUUUGUUCUAUGCCAUUUGCAAUACCAAAUGAUCAAAAAUUUAUGCUUUCGAAAACAACCAUAAGUGGGCCCAACAUUAAAUAUUGCCAACCAAUGUCGGCGCCACCUUCACCGAAUAUUCUUUCUAAUUACAAACAGCAGUUGCUACAAAACUCAACGGUACCAAACGGUACUAGCAACGUGUGCCUGAACUUUGUACCGAACGCAUUUCGUGAUAACACGAAUGGCGAGCUGUCUCAACCUCUAUCAGCAGAUCCGUUGUCGAGCGAGGUCAGCAGAUUUUUUCAAGAACCCGUGGCUAAUUUUAGAUUAAGCCACGAUCCUUCGUUUAGAUCGCAAUCAGUUCCACUUAAACAAGCUCCAAUGAAUAUAGGCUUACUGAGCUACAACAACACACCAGUCGGCUCCGUGCCUCCGACGCCUGUGCCGAAUGAGUUUUGUGAUUUCGGUUCCCUCGCAGACACGUGCGAUAUUUCAAAGGCCGGCCUUAACCCUGAAACUUUAGAUAAGAUAUACGAUGCGAUCGAUAGUAGUAACGAUGUACUUAACGCCGGACCAGCGGCUAACAUUUUGAAUACUAAUGAUACUCUGACAAAUGGUUGUGACUCCUUGCCCGAUCAGCAGAUCCUAACCGAAGAGCAGUUAAAUUCCUUUAUACCAAGUGGUGGUGCGCUACUCGAUAGAAGUGCACAGUUUAGCGAGUCUUUUCCCAAUGAUGCGUGCACAAACGUUGAAGAGUUUCUGAAACGAACAAACCGAAUAGAAUUUGAUUUAACCGAAAUGAUAACUGAAAAAAGUAAAUAUUACACAUCGCGAUCAGUACCCAGCACACCGUUGCCGUAUAAACGCACGACCCCAAAUUUGCAAAUUGAUUCUCGACGUUCGCGGGAGUUAUUUGCCGCUGAGAAUUAUUCUAAUGUUUCCAAUGGUAUAUCUUCGAAGUCUGUACCGUCAACUCCGCAAUUACCUGAGGAUAGGAACGUUUUUAGCUAUAGUAAUAGAGAUUUCCUAAUCAAUGGAAACUCCGUUGACAUAUGUACUUCGAAUCAAAUACGAUCCGUUGUAGAGACUGACCAAGAAUUAGCUUCCCCGUUGGAUAUUUUACGCGAAGACAUUUUGGAUCCUCUUCCACCGGCUGCCGAUUUAUUAGCAGACCUCGACAAAAUAGAUGGUACCCCUUAUGUUGACCUCUAGUAGGCAAAAUAAUUAUCACCAAUUAGAAAUAAGAUUAGAUUGAAUGUUUUGUACAGUUAGAUAUCGAGUAUUGGAUAUCUUUAUAGAGUACAAUGUCUUAUAUGCCUUCAGUGAAGGUGAAAUUAUUUCAACAUGUAGUUUAAAAUACGAAUCGCACACUCCCAAAAAUAUGAGUCAAUACAAUACACCACAAUAAUGUGAUAAGAAUAUUAUAUCUCCAUGAUAGAAUAAGGAUUACUAACAAUAGGCAUGAUGACAGUAUUAAAGAAUUAAAAAAUAAAUUAUUUUAGAGAAGAAACUAUUUUAAAACGGAUUCUAAAAAAUGAUCCAAUUUUAAUAUACACAUUGGGAUCAAUAAGAUUUUUAGUAAAAUAAAAAUAUAAAAUUCUGCAAUCGGCCAUUUUAUUUGAAACAACAAUCAGAGCGAAUGACGUCACGCCUCAGUAUCUAUAACCGUUUCUCUUGAACAGUUGUUGUCUUUACGUGUUUCAAAAUUAAUUUUGUAUCAUUUAAUUAGUUGAGUCGUUGGUUAUUCGCGUUUUUGUGAAGAAAAUAAAACAUCCAACAUCUAUCAAUGAUGGAACAAGGUUUUGUUAAGGCAAAUUCCUCUAAUUUGUCCAGGAUUUGUUGAUGUUAGGAGAGUUUUUUUCAUCAAAUAAAGACUUUUGCUUAUCUGAAUUUCGAAAUGUCAAAACUUCCUUGUAAGUACAUUUUUAUUUUUCUUUAGUGUUAUCAUAGGUUUUUUUUUGUUAGCUAUAUAGUGUUACUCGCAUAUGAAAAGCAACAAUAUUUUUACCAGUAAGAACUUUUAAGACAAUAUUUCAUUUAGCUCCACUAGUACUGAAUUUGUGAAUUUAAAUAUUUACGAAUAAUUUUAUAAAUCUAAAUACAUCAUAAAUAUAUAAUAAAUCUUUAUUACUCUCUGCCUCAAUUUGCAAUUUCUUCAAAAUGUUCUGUAACCACACUUUCUUCUAAUUGCUUUUCACAUUUUUCAAGAACCAUCAUCUUUCGUUUCUUACUUAUAUAUAUGGUCGUUCUGAUUCUGUAGAUUGUUCUUCGAUCUGGUUGUCAUUCGAAUGUAUUUUUACACAGAGAGACCGCACACCACUUGUAAACUUUGGAAUUCAUUUUUAACCUUAGGAAAUACGCAAUACUUUCUGCCUUUUUUCGUUGAGUAUAGACACAAUACAACGUUUACUGAGGCGUGACGUCACGUGCAGGCGCCAUCACACCAGCAGGUGUUUUCGAGCGAAAUUCAAAAUAGGUAAAUGAAAAUAAAAUUAUUUGUUUUUGUUGAAAUAAAAUUAUUUUCAGUAAUAGUAGACGUGUGCCUACAUUAUAGAAGGUUAUUUCAAAAUCAGUCAUCAUGCCUAUUAUGAGAUUCAGUUUAAAUAUUUAUAAUUUAUAUUGAUCUGGUUUUAAAUAUGUCCCUUGAAAUUCAUAAAUAUAAUAAAGGCCUAUACGUUUGAUGAAUGACGUUAAUAUUAGUCAUUGAAUAAUGUAGCCAUUGAUUGCUAUUUCAUAUUUGAAUCAGCAUUAUCGUGAUAUUUAUUUUAUUUAACGGGGCCAAAUUUAGUGUCUGAAUUUGAAAAUAUGGUAGUAUUAAAGUCUUGUUUGAUCAAGACGCACGCGCACGCGCUUAGACGCGCUUACAUAUUUUAUGGAACGCUAAAGUGAUGAUCCAAGAGGGUAAUAAUAGUCCACGAAAUAAAAAUUGGCAAUUAUUAAAAAAAAUAUUAUAAAUACAAUCGUAACUUAUUAAAUUACUCUUAAAAUAUGUUAUUAUCAAUAUCAUUAAUAAAAUGUGUAAUCUCAGCGGGCAAUUUCUCCUAUGUAAUUAAUAUUAUAACAAUUACAGUGUUUGCGCACUAACGUCGUUACACCGCGGACGUCUUUAAUACUACUGUACGCGUGCUUCAUGACAAUAUGUAAGCUCAUUGUAAAUUAAAAGCGAACAUCGAAUUUUAUUAUAUAUAAUUAUAUAAUAUAUAUAUAUAUUUUUAACAAUCAACAUCUAAAUAAAAUAAAUAAUGUGCUAGCUAUUCAAUUCCUUCUAAAUAAUUAAUGUAGUUACGUAGAUUUAAACAGACCAAACAGCGCGCCAAGCGUGCAAAGUGAACUAUGAUUAAUUGGAUUUCUUAAGAAGAACUUAUAUGAAUAGUAGGUAUAUAGUUUAUAAAUAUGAAUUUAUUGUAAAACAGCACAAAGAUUUUAAUAUAUUUUAAUAUCGCAUAGGAGUUUUUCUCUUAUAUACUAAAUUUACAAAAUCGCAUCUAAUGCGAUGAUGAAUUUUAAACAUGCCCUUUAUGGCUGCAGUGAGCUUAUAUGGGAAACCAAAUUGAAAAUGAAUAUUGUUAUAAACAUCAAAGAGGUUAGUCAAAUAAUUAACAACCAUUUAUGGAAGCGAGUUAUAAUAUAUUAAUGUUUAACAAUGCUAGUUUACCUCAAAUACCACUGUUGGGUGUUGGCUGACCUCAGUUGUUUUUGGUCAAGAUAGACCUUAAAGUAUCGGAAUGUUUAUUUCAAUCUAAUUGUUAAAUAUUUUGUUAAAGCUUCUUAUAAUUAUAAACAUUAUCACCUUCAUAUAUUGUACAUUAUUAUUAUUAUAUUUAAUUAAAUGUAAUAAUAAUGUACAGCAUUCGAAUAAAGUAGAAGUUUAUAUUUAUUUACUGGUGAUGUGCCUAAAUUAAAUAUUAUAUUAUAUUAAAAAUAAUAUACAACAGGCUUAGUAGUGGGAUUGUUAAACGCUAGUACAAAUGACACGAUGAUUUGACAGGGAUAUACAAUUAUGUAAGUGAAACCGAAGACUGUUAAAAGUUUAUAAAUAAAUUUGAAAGUGAGUUAUAUUUAUUUUCAUUGUGAAUUGUCUCGAAUAAUAAGACAAUGAAAUAAGUGAACAACAGUAUAUUCCAAUUUGGUACAUAAUACCAAAAUAGUCUUGUACCUUAUUAUGCUAAAUGUACACUGUCAAGAUUAAUGUGUUAGUAACAAGUAAGACUCGUCGAGAUCUCGUUGAGGACAUCGAAAGUUAAAUCGUUUCGAAUUAAAAAAAAAAAAAAUUUAACGAUGAUAAUUUACACAUAUGUCUUUGAUAACAUCUCUACAGAUUUUUGUAUAUAGAUUAAUGUUAUUUUAUAUAACGUGUUUAGUUAUUUAAGAUAUAUCUUGACUGUAACAUCCAUCAUACGUCUAAUUAUGUCUCUAUAGUGUAUUAAGUACUUAGCUAAAAAUUUCUUUGUCUAUGCUUCGGUAGGUCGUGUAACAAAUGAAUCACAGUUUCGAGUGAAUACACCAAGGCAGUAUUUCCUACACUUCAUGUAGUAUGUGUAAUGCAUUGAUAGGGGCGUUUAUUGGCCUUUUUUAAUGACUAUCAGUGUAUUAAAUAAUAUUUCUUCAAUCAGAAUUUCAAAAAUAAUUAUAAAAUAUUUUUUACUUGCCCAAUUACUUAUUGUUUUGUCUACAAAAUAUAUGUAUGAACGAAUGUACUUUAAUCGAUUUUUCUUAAAGAUUAAUGUGUACAUAUGUGCAAAUAAGUAUAUUAAAUAAUACUUAAAUUUUAGAGAUUUUACUGGAGACCGUCAACAAAAUAUUUAAUCUGUAAUCUGUAUAAAUAUAUUCUUAAUUUAAAUCAAUAAUUCCUUAGUUUAGAUCGCGUCAUUUACAAAUGGAUAAAUGUAAAAUCAUCAUUGUAGUGAGACACCUUUAUAUCAUAUGCUGGAAAUUUGUUACAGUCAUGUUAAUUAUAUAAUUACUGUUAUGUAAAUAUUAACGUUAACUUUUGUAGACGUAUAAGAACAUGACAUUGUUUAUUUUUAUUACAAUUAUGUUGUUCCGUUAAUAUUAUUGUUUUUAUUUCUUAAUAUUUUUAUAAAUGUACGAUAUUAGAUAAGGAUUUAAAUAUAUAUUUUAAGUAACAGUAUCCAUGUUGUUGAUUAGUCUUAUGGAUGUUGAUUUACACCACUUGCUAAGCAGUGAUAAUAAAUGGUACGA